Molecule: messenger RNA, 1456 nt
Organism: Phyllotreta striolata
Lineage: Eukaryota; Metazoa; Arthropoda; Insecta; Coleoptera; Chrysomelidae
Source: the annotation of a GenBank genome assembly
ACUUAAAAAAAUGGAAGAAGUUGAGCACGCUUCAAUCCAAAUUGAAUUUUGUUGUUUUAGCGUUUAAUUUAAGACGAUUUCGAUUCGCUAUUGAACAGAAAUGAAACUAAUGGACGAUUUCGACCGAAUCAGGUUACUGAUAAAUAUUUUUAUGACGCACAAUUUAAGCAAAACGGACAAAUCGGUAAAUCUACACAAGUUCGUCCGGGACGUUCAGGAUACUUUUAAAACUAAAGGCUUCGUUUUCUCGGAGAAGGAAAUUUUAUUAACAUGGAAAAAACUGCUCGAGGAAUAUUACUAUUACAAGGAGAAUUACUCCACCGAAGACGCGAAGCAGGCUUGGAACUUGUUCGAAUUAAUGGAUAAUUGUUUUGAUCGAAAAGACACCGAGAAAUUCAACUCGGACCUAACAUUUUUCCUCAUCGAUUGCAUGACUAAUUACAGAAACAUUCUGGCCAAGCAAGGACUCACGCAAGAGGUCCUGGAAGCCGUUGAAAAAGAAUUCAAAAUACUUGGAAACAACGACAUCAACCAAUUGGAUAUUUACAAUCAAUGGGAGUUCUUGAAGCAAUGUUACCGAGAGAAGAAACUCCUCAUGAAGACAGGUUGCAUGGACCGAGGCUUCGACGACUAUUUCGAGGCCAUGAGACUGUUCUACCAAAGCCCCGAAUUUGUUCUCUACAAGAAAUAUCACACGCCGUUAAAAAGGAGAAUCCAAAGUAACGAUGAAAACGAAAACAAAUUCAGAAGAACCGAGGAAACUGUGGCAUUUAAUUCAGCCAUGAGAUACACUCUCCUCAAUUGCAUCAAGAAUAAAAAAAGCGAAUUGGGCUUCAACAAAGAAUUAACUCCCGCUCUUUUGAAUUACAUCAUCGAGGAAUUUAAAAAAUACGAUUGCCAUUUAUCAUCAGAUACUAUUUGCAACGAGUGGAACGAUUUGUAUUACAGGUACGAGUUACUUAAGUCCAGUGAAAAUCCAUACCAUUGGAAAUAUUUCAACGAUGUCAAUGAUAUUUGCCAUUCUUCAGAGUCCGUUGUGGUGGAAAGCAUCGAGACCAACCCGGUGACAGAAAUCGACGAAAACAUCCUCGAUAAAUACUCGAAAAAGUUCACAGAUAUGCCGGAACUGAGGGAUCUAAUGUUGGAAAACAACCUUUCAGGCGAAGAAGUUAACUAUUUGCUCGACAUGAACGAAACUUGAGGUUUUUUUGACAUCUGAAAAUUGUACAAGAACGUGUUUUGUCAAUUUUUACUUAUUUCGUACAAAAUGCCAAGUGUUCGUUAAAUCUUGUACAUUAAUUUGGGAAGAUAGCGUAACUUACUGUUAUAUUUUGCUACAUAACAUGUGAUAGAAGAAAAGUAGAUUAGUUUUGUUAAUGUAGUUAAAGUUCGAAUUUGAAUUUCAUAGGGCAGAGCCCGUUUUGUUACCACGUUACAAUGAAUAAAUUAACAAAAA